Messenger RNA from Myotis brandtii (Brandt's bat), 1096 nucleotides. RefSeq names its product interferon lambda-3. NCBI's taxonomy places the organism in Eukaryota, Metazoa, Chordata, Mammalia, Chiroptera, Vespertilionidae. The coding region runs from base 373 to 975 and encodes 200 amino acids. The transcript has a single exon. Gene Ontology annotation, biological process: innate immune response; cell surface receptor signaling pathway via JAK-STAT; positive regulation of immune response. The record is from RefSeq and is a predicted model, not a curated record. Gene Ontology annotation, molecular function: cytokine activity.
CUUCUGUAAGUGAAUCAGAGUCUGUAUCACUUUCCCUUUCACUUCAGCUGCUCAACUGGUUCAAGGUCCAGCCCUGCAUGGGCUGGGCUUCCCCAGCCUGGGGCUCCCCUAGUGGCAGGUGUGUUUUCACUUUUCCUACAUCAGCUGGGAUUGCCCCUCUGUCCAGGCUAAAAGCUGCACCAUGGAGCUCUGCAGAAUUACAUCUCAGCAGAGCUGCAAGUUCAGAGAUACAGACAGAGCAGCAGGCUGAGACCCAGAAGAGGAGACUGAGACCAGAGACACCAAACAAGGCUGUGUGAGACCCAGGUGACAGCCUCUGAGUGGACACUUGGAUCCCCAUCUGCUGACAGAGACCAGAGACCAGAGGCCAGGAUGAAGCCGGACUUGGCUGUGGGUUGCACGCUGGUGCUGGUGCUGAUGAUGAUGGCCUCGGUGCUGACCAGGACAGGAGCAGCUCCUGCCCCUACGCCCCCCAGGACCCACCUGGGUGCAAGGGGCUGCCACAUGGGCCAGUUCAAGUCUCUGUCGCCACAAGAGAUGAAGGCCUUCAAGAGGGUCAAGGACGCCCUGGAAGAGUCGCUCCUGCUUAAGAACUGGAGCUGCAGCUCCCGCCCACUCCCCAGGACCCCGGACCUGAGGCAGCUGCAGGUGUGGGAGCGCCCUGUGGCCUUGGAGGCUGAGCUGGCCCUGACACUGAAGGUCCUGGGGACCUUGAAGAACUCGACCCUGGGUGACAUCCUGGACCAGCCCCUUCACACGCUGCACCACAUCCACUCCAAGCUUCAGGCCUGUGUCCCAGCUCAGGCCCCAGCAGGCCCCAGGCCCCGGGGCCCCCUCCGCCAAUGGCUGCAUCGCCUCCGGGAGGCCGGGAAGAAGGAAUCCCAGGGCUGCCUUGAAGCCUUUGUCACAUUGAACCUCUUCCGCCUCCUCACCCGUGACCUGAGAUGUGUGGCUGCUGGAGACCUGUGUGCCUGACCCUGAGACCCACCGGCAACCUGUCCCAGCAUCUUGGAUUUUAUUUAUGCAUGUCCCCCCUUUUUGUAAUUUAUUGACACCCAACCACUAUUUAUAUAUUUAUGUGUGUGAAUUGUCUAGC